Messenger RNA from Haliotis rufescens (red abalone), 975 nucleotides. Its product is annotated as peptidoglycan-recognition protein SC2-like. Bases 118 to 903 code for a protein of 261 amino acids. The record is from RefSeq and is a predicted model, not a curated record. Gene Ontology annotation, biological process: peptidoglycan catabolic process. Gene Ontology annotation, molecular function: zinc ion binding; N-acetylmuramoyl-L-alanine amidase activity. The transcript has 6 exons. NCBI's taxonomy places the organism in Eukaryota, Metazoa, Mollusca, Gastropoda, Lepetellida, Haliotidae.
GUGGCACCUACUUUCAGAAGGUCAAAACGUGCUUCUUCUUAUCAAAAUAAUAACGUUUAGGGUAUGAAAAUAACACUUUACCUGUAUGUACGAUUGCCGUUUGACCGGUAGUUCAGGAUGCGACUCCUAAUUGGACUGGCACUGUCAAUGUUCUCAUUAGAAGCCGCCAGGGCAGCAAAAUGCGCAUGCGCAACAACAUCUGUUCACGUCCGGUCAGGAGCCGGAACAAGCCAUGCUAUUCUCGGAACUGCCCACGGAGGGAAUUGUUUCCCUUUCAAAGGAGAUGAAAGUAAAUCUGGUGCCUAUGAGUGGGUCCACGUGGACUUCACCGGAAAGGACGGUUGGAUUGCUGAGGAUUACGUUGAACUCAAGGAGUGUCCCACAGGCUCAGGAACCAGCACUAACGACGGUUGUCCAAACAUCGUGACCAGAGCUCAGUGGGGUGCACGACCACCAACGUCCAGAAGUCUUUUGCACAGUGCCGUCAAAUACGCCUUCAUCCACCAUGGCGCUAGCGCCGCAUGUCACACCGAGGCUGAGUGUGCAGCCAUUGUACGGGGAUACCAGCGUUACCACAUGGACGGACACCACUGGAACGACAUAGGCUACAGUUUUGUCGUCGGCGAAGACGGCAACGCCUACGAAGGUCGUGGCUGGGACGCAGUGGGGGCCCACACUCAAGGCUACAACACAGUGGGCCUUGGGUUUUGUAUAAUCGGCAACUUCAUGGAGCGUCUCCCCGACUCCAAGGCCCUGGACACCGUGCAGAAGCUGAUAGCCUGUGGGGUGUCUAAAGGCAAGAUCCAGUCCAGCUACAUCCUCAGGGGCCACCGAGACAUGGGCAGCACUGCAUGCCCCGGGACCAAGCUGUAUGACCUCAUCAAGACCUGGCCGCAUUACUAACAAUGAUUCAACACAUUGCGUGAUUAAUUCACGCAAAUUAUGAAUAAACCGUUUCUGCAAAGCGUUCUGUAA